AUGAAGGCUCUGUUAUACAUCUGUAUCCUCCUUUUGCUCAGGCCAGCUUUUGCAAAUAUGGCCCCUUUAAAAACUCAGAUUGAUAUCCUAGUGCAAGAAAACCCAAUUGUGACUAACCUUGCUCAAGCGAUAGAUGGGUACGCAAAGGAUUUGGCUACCAGAAGAAACCAAGCCAAGGAUGGCUAUAGUCUGUUCGGGAAAGAAAGGGAACUCGGCUUUAUUUGGCAGAACAAGCUUACAUGUAGCACAUGUAGAUAUGUUACAGAUUGGUUUGAUGAUAUUAUUGUGUUCAAGCCUUUUAGAUACACCUUUGAGAAAGGAAUCUCUCUUCUUUGUACAGCCUUUGUUGAUUAUAGAGUUUGCUCUGGAGCAGUUGAAGCAAUGGCGGAAGUCAUACUUCCUCAAUUAGCUAGUGGUAUCUUUGGACCUGAAUACGGAUGCUCAAGAAUGUUGGGAUUCUGCUCAGAUCCAAAUUUCAAGACCUUGGACCCUCAAGAUUAUAUCGAUCGUGUCUUAUCCGAUAAGCCAGAAAUUAUUUCAGAUAAUGAUUAUAUUAAUAAGAAAUAUGAAAUGAUCAGCCAAGAUCCGAAAGAGAGAAAAACAGUUUCAAUCCUUCAUAUAACUGAUGUCCAUCUCGACUUUGAUUACACUGAAGGGAUGAAUGCUAAAUGUAACGAGCCUCUUUGCUGUAGAGAGAUCAAUGGGCCUCCCAAGCAUCCUGAGAAUGCUGCCGGAAAGUAUGGUGACUACAACUGUGACUUGCCCCCAAUCGUGGCUGAAAUGAUGAUUGAAUAUGUUAAGGAGCUUCCUGACCAACCAGAUUUUAUCUUCUGGACUGGGGAUAAUAUUGCUCACGAUAUUUGGAAUCAGAGCUCCCAUAAGAAUGCUGAGUAUACUAUCCAGAUGACAAACUGGCUUCAGAAGCAUUAUGCUGAUAUCCCUGUGUUCACUACUCCAGGUAAUCACGAAUUCUAUCCAGUUAACGUGAUGACAUUUGACGAAGUCGAUCCUCUUUUUGAAAUGCUUGGAGGAGUCUGGAGAAACUGGCUAGAUGACCAAGCCUACGAAAGCUUCAUAAAUUAUGGAUUUUACUCCAUGCCUCUUAAAGGAAUCGCUGAAGACUGGAAUGGGUUCAGAGUUAUGGUCCUCAACACUGGAGUCUGCAAUAAUAUGAACUGGUACCUUCUUACUCAACUUAAUGAUCCUUUGCAACAUCUUGAAUGGAUUGAGGAUACUUUGAGGCAAGCAGAAGAGAAUAAUGAAAAGGUCUAUAUUAUAUCUCAUGUUUUCCCAGGAGGAGCUGACUGUUUAUAUGAAUGGUCUGUUAGAUACAGAGCUAUUGUUGAAAGAUACCAACAUGUAAUCUUGCAUCACUUUGUUGGUCAUGACCACGUCGAGUUCUUCAACAUCAUCACUGAUACUAAAAAUCAAGACGACAUUGGUAUGAUGCAAGCUCCUGGAGGUGUUACUACAUUCACAGAUGACAAUCCAGCAUUCAAGAUUUAUGAAAUAGAUUACGAAACCGGUCUUCCUGUUAGAGGUCACAAGCACUUCUUCAACAUCACUGAAGCUAAUCUUGGAAAUCCAAGAUGGCAAUACGAUUUUGAACAAACUGAAGAGUAUGCAAUGGCAGAUCUUUCUCCAAGAAGCUUCAGAGAUUUGACAGAAAGAUUCCUCACAGAAGAAGGAACAGCUACAAAAUAUUUCAAAAACAAAUACACUAGGUCAGAUACUCUUGGAAAAGGAGAUUGUGAGACGGAGAAAUGCAAGAAAGAAAUGGCAUGCAAAACAGGAAACUUUAUUCAUUUCGAAGAGAGGGACUGUCUUGGAGAAAAGAGAAUCGACUAUAUCCAUGACUUUACAGACUCCUUGUUUGAAACAAUGUUUGAUCCAUGGGUUAUUGCUCAGUAA
This is a messenger RNA of Moneuplotes crassus, 1911 nucleotides long. The record is from the annotation of a GenBank genome assembly. NCBI's taxonomy places the organism in Eukaryota, Ciliophora, Spirotrichea, Euplotida, Euplotidae.